Molecule: messenger RNA, 555 nt
Organism: Lentinula edodes (shiitake mushroom)
Lineage: Eukaryota; Fungi; Basidiomycota; Agaricomycetes; Agaricales; Omphalotaceae
Exons: 1
Coding region: 1-555 (184 amino acids)
Source: RefSeq, a predicted model, not a curated record
AUGACUACAUCAUCCUUCGCUGAAAGCGACGUCUCUCUUCACAAUAUGACUACAUCAUUCUUCGCUGAAACCGACAUCUCUCUUGCUGACUCCACGGGCAUGACGAGCUCCGAAGCCAUGAUCCAGCCAGGGCCUUUCAUCGUUGCUCGUCCCAAAGGCAGCGCUCGUAUGGCCAAGCUUGUUGUUAUCGCUUGCCUGCCGUCACUUCCUAAGCCUACUACUCCUUAUCAGUCCGAACUCGAGGACCAGAAGCUCAAAGGCAUUCAAUCGGGUACUUGUGCCACUGCAGAAUCCGCUCCACUUACUCUCAUUGACAUGUCUGUCUUCGAUUCUGCUGGCAUCAUAGCCCAGUUGGACAAGCAAUCAAAAGGAUCAAUCCUACCUAUAUUGACAAAGGCGUCUCUUGAUUUAAAGUCUCUCGAUGGCUUUGAGGAGUUGCUAACGAGUCUGUUGAUCAGCCGUGAACCGGAAUGGGGAUUCAAGGUGAUAUUCAUUGUGGUUGGGAGUGCUUUACUUGGUGGGAUUGUCAUGUUUCUGGCGCUUGCCUUUCUUUAG